Messenger RNA from Arthroderma uncinatum, 573 nucleotides. RefSeq names its product thioredoxin. The transcript is spliced from 2 exons. Gene Ontology annotation, molecular function: protein-disulfide reductase activity. Lineage: Eukaryota; Fungi; Ascomycota; Eurotiomycetes; Onygenales; Arthrodermataceae. Bases 1 to 573 code for a protein of 190 amino acids. The record is from RefSeq and is a predicted model, not a curated record.
AUGCUCGCAACAACGUCAUCCCGGCCGCUCUUAGCCCACCACCACGGCCAGCGUAUGUUGCAACACCGGCUUCCCCUCCUGUCAGUGCCGUCCGCUUCGCCGUAUUUAAGUUCUGCUUCUCGCGCCCGUCAGUUCCACCGUCUUUCUUCUCUGCAGUCCAACAACUUCAAGUCGAGAUCAGACAUCUUCUCCCAGCCUCGAAACCGAACGUUCUCAUCCACAGCUUCUCAGCUCUUCUCUCAAACAUCUGCAAACAUGGUUGUCAACAAUAUCAAGAACCGCGAGGAGUACAACAAGGCCAUCGCCGGACCCAAGCUCGUUCUCAUCGACUGCUUCGCCACCUGGUGCGGACCAUGCAAGGCCAUCAGCCCCAAGGUCGACUCCCUCAGCGAGGAGUACGGCUCUGAGGUUGAUUUCUACAAGGUCGAUGUCGACGAUUGCCCAGAAAUUGCCCAGGAACUCGGUGUCCGAUCCAUGCCCACCUUCGUCUUCUUCAAGGGCGGAGAGAGACUCGAGGAUGUUGUCGGCGCCACUGCCCAACCUAUCAUUCUUGCCCUCAACAAGCACAAAUAG